Messenger RNA from Caenorhabditis remanei, 516 nucleotides. RefSeq lists its product as uncharacterized. Gene Ontology annotation, biological process: 2-oxoglutarate metabolic process. The transcript is spliced from 4 exons. Bases 1 to 516 code for a protein of 171 amino acids. The record is from RefSeq and is a predicted model, not a curated record. Lineage: Eukaryota; Metazoa; Nematoda; Chromadorea; Rhabditida; Rhabditidae.
AUGAAGCGACUCUUCGACUUCUCAAUUAUCAAAACUCUCUGGGCUGCUCGCCUUCAAUCACUUUUCGAAUCGAUUUUCGGAAAGACGUCAUCGUCAUCGAAAAGUAUCGAGAAUCCAGUACAACAAAUUCUCGCUCAAAAGGCUCCUCCAAAAACAGCAAGCUCAAUUCCAACGAACAAUUCGACACCGAGUAAAAGAGAAAUGCAUUCAUCCGCCGUUGUCAAAGCUGCAGCAUUCCGCAAACCAAUGAUUAAAUUCAUUGGAGCCCGUCUUCCUCGUCCAUUCUUCGAUGCAAAAUCACUUCCACCUCUUCAAGUCUCUGGGAAUUUCCCAUCUGGCGUCAGCUCUUCUCCAUCUGCUCCACCUACCAACACAGCUUCAUCCAUUGGACCAGUCGGAAAGAUUCCACGUGGACAAGGAAUAGACUGGAAUCAAUUACCACAACGAUUCCAGAGACAAGGAAUGUCAGAGGAAGAAUGUGAAGCUGUCAAUACCGGCUUCUUCUACAGAGGAUAA